Molecule: messenger RNA, 2847 nt
Organism: Diutina rugosa
Lineage: Eukaryota; Fungi; Ascomycota; Pichiomycetes; Serinales; Debaryomycetaceae
Gene: SEC26
Product: coatomer subunit beta
Exons: 1
Coding region: 1-2847 (948 amino acids)
Biological process (GO): intracellular protein transport; endoplasmic reticulum to Golgi vesicle-mediated transport; intra-Golgi vesicle-mediated transport
Cellular component (GO): cytoplasm; COPI vesicle coat
Molecular function (GO): structural molecule activity
Source: RefSeq, a predicted model, not a curated record
AUGAGUGGGUACACCCUAGUUUAUGAGCCCAACUCGGCGACCAAGACGCUGGUGCAUGAGUUCAAGCAGUUGUUGGAGAAGGGGAAGGAUGACGUCAAGAUCGACACGAUGAAGCGCAUCCUUGUCGCCAUCAUCAACGGUGACCCCAUGCCCGACUUGUUGAUGCACAUCAUCCGAUUUGUCAUGCCCCUGAAGAACAAGGAGCUCAAGAAGCUCUUGUACUUCUACUGGGAAGUGUGUCCCAAGAUGGACGAACACGGCAAGAUGCGCCACGAAAUGAUCUUGGUGUGCAAUGCUAUCCAACGCGAUUUGCAACACCCUAACGAAUACAUCCGCGGGAAUACUUUGCGCUACCUUAACAAAUUGAAGGAACCCGAGUUGUUGGAAACGUUGGUGCCUAACGUCAGACAGUGCCUCGACCACCGCCACGCCUACGUGCGCAAGAACGCCGUGUUUGCGUUGUACCUGAUCUACAAGGUGCUGGACCAUCUCUGUCCCGAUGCCGACGAAGUCAUCUACCAAUUCUUGGCUGACGAAUUCGACUCGGUGUGCAAGCGUAACGCGUUUGUUUGCCUUGGUGACCUCAACCGGGAGAUGGCUCUCGCCUACAUUCAAGCUAACAUUGGUGUCAUUGAAACCCUAGACCCUUUGAUCCAAUUGGCGUUCAUUGAGUUCAUCAAGCGAGACGCCUUGGCUAACCCCAGUCUCAAGACUCAAUACACUCAGCUCGUCGAAGAAAUGGUGGAACUGCUGCCGCUGAACGUGGUGGUGUACGAAGCUUCCACCACUCUCUCGCAAUUGACGUCGCUGCCGCUGGCGGUGUUGUUGUCUGCCACUAAGUUUGUCGAAUUGGCCACUAAGGAAGCCGACAACAACGUCAAGAUCAUUCUGUUGCUGCGCAUUGACGAUCUUAAUCGCGAGUACCCUGGCGUCAUCAACGAAUUGGCGCUUGAAAUCUUGCGCGUGUUGCUGACUCAGGACAUUGAUGUCCGUCGUCAAGCUCUUGACGUCGCUCUUAAGUUGGUCACCCUGAGAAACGUCGAAGACAUCGUCAAGCUCCUCAAGAAGGAAUUGGAAAAGCUGUCGGUGGCUACCGAAGACAAGACCGCCGAAUACCGCCAACUUUUGAUCAACGCCAUCCAUCAAUUGGCCAUCAAGUUCGUUGAAGUGGCUACUAACGUCAUUGACUUGUUGUUGGAUCUGAUGAGCGAUCUUAACACCGCCGCUGCUUACGAAGUUAUCGUCUUUGUUAAAGAAGUCGUUGAAAAGUUCCCCAACUUGCGUCAAGGCAUUGUUCACCGCUUGAUCCAAACGUUGCCCUCGGUGAAGCUGGGUAAGGUGUUGCGCGGGUCAUUGUGGAUCAUCGGUGAAUACACUUUGGAAGAAAAGCUCGUUCAAGAAGCGUGGAAGUUCAUCCGUGGCCUGGUAGGCGAAGUUCCCAUUUUGGCGUCGUUCCGCAAGCAUAAGGAAGAAGAUGAGAACAAGAAUGACGACCAAGAGGAAGGUGCUACUCCCAAACCCACUAAGAAGCCCGUUGUGCUUCCUGAUGGUACUUACGCCACCGAACUGGCAUUCCUGGCGGAAACUAAAGACGUCAACGAGGACCAAGAUGCUCACCGUAUUCGUCACCUUAUUCUCAAGGGCGACUAUCACCUUGCCGCGGUGUUAUCGCUGACUCUCGUCAAGCUUGUGCUUAGACUUGAGCAAUUGGGCACCAAGGAACCGGUGCUCAAUGGUCUCAUCGCUGAAGCGCUUUUGAUCAUGGUCCUGAUCGUUCGUGUCGGUGAGAGCCCUCACGUGGAAAAGCGGAUCGACGAAGACUCCGCCGACCGCAUCUUGCUGUAUGUGCGCAUUUUGACUGACGAUGACGCUCGCGACCAAAAGAUUCUCGAAGAAACUUUCUUAAACGACACUCGCGAUGCUUACGCCGGUCAAGUUCAAGAGCAGGAGAUCAAGAAGGCGGCUGCUGUGGCACAAGACUUACAAGAUAAUGCUGAACAAGUUGAUGAUGCUAUUACCUUCAGACAAUUUGUUUCCAACGGCAAGCGGAACCAAGGCUUGCUGGACGACUUAGCAUUGAAUCUGUCGUCGCUGGCAAAGAAGGAUGACUUGAGCUCGCGUCUUAACAAGAUCAUCCCCUUGACCGGUUACUCUGACCCUAUUUACGCUGAAGCGUACAUCAAGGUGCACCAAUACGACGUGGUGCUCGAAGUGUUGUUGGUGAACCAAACUACCAACACUUUGCGCAAUUUGCUGGUUGAACUUGCCACCUUGGGUGACCUCAAGGUGGUGGACAAGCCGGUGACGGCGAACAUUGGUCCCCAUGGGUUCUACAAAAUGCUGGCCACCGUCAAGGUGACGCUGGCGGACACGGGUAUUUUGUUCGGGAACAUCGUCUACGACGGGCUGCACUCGGACGACUCGACGAUCGUCAUUUUGAACGAUAUCCACAUCGACAUUAUGGACUACAUCAAGCCUGCCACUUGUUCGGAACUGCAGUUCCGCAAGAUGUGGAACGAGUUCGAAUGGGAAAACAAGAUCACCAUCAAGCUGCCGAUCAAGUCGCUCAAGGAAUACUUGGAAAAGUUAAUGUCCGGCACCAAUAUGAACUGUCUCACUCCUGGGGCGGUGAUUGGCGAAGAGUGCCAAUUCUUGCUGGCGAACUUGUACCUGCGGUCCACCUUUGGUGAAGACGCGUUGGCCAACGUGUGCAUUGAGAUGAAGGAUAACGGUCCCAUCAUUGGGCAUGUCCGGAUCCGGGCCAAGGGUCAAGGGCUUGCCUUGUCCUUGGGUGACCGUGUGAACGCCAUCUCCAAGGGUACCCACUCGGGCGAUGCUGUGGCGUAG